AGAACGGUGAUUGAUUUUCCAAGCUUGUUGUUUGUUUACAACCAUCGUUUGUAGAAAAUUAAGCAAAAUUUAUUAAUUUUGCUAUGAAUUCCGCCACUAAAGUUGGUGAAAUUUUCACCGCUGCGGGAGCCGCAUUCAACCGUUUGGGUGAACUAACUAUGCAGCUGCACCCUUCUUCGGAUUCCCCAACAGGGAGCAAAUGGACAGAUGAAGAAAUAGAAAUGCUCCGCUCAGCUGUCACCCGUUUUAGCGAGGAUCUCAACAAAGUCAGUCAACGGAUCAAAGGACGCACGGUGUCCCAAAUUCGACAAACGUUGAAGAAAAAAGCGUUCGAAGAUGCAGGCAUUCAAAUGAAACAGCAGCCUGCUCAAUCUGCGCAAUCUCAGCAGGCCAUCCUGGUGCAGCAGCAAACGCAAAAUGUCCAGCCAACCACCAGCGGUACUGAACAGCAGCCAACUUUGAUCGUGAAACAGGAAGAGCAUGACUCUGUCGGGGAGGCAGGCUACCUGAACCAGCCCUCAAAUAUGAUGAUGACACUAAAUCGGCUAAAUGUACAAGAGUCUGAAGCUGAUGUCGAAGGCCUUGCAACAUCCGAAGUCAAGCUAGAAUUCGAACCCGGCGCGGAAGAAGUUGCCGGAUGAGAUGAGGUGGCUUUUUAUUUUGGUGCGUCUCCACGGGCGUAGGCGCACAAUGUUUUCUUAAGUUUUCCUCAUAAUUCAGUAUAAGUUAUCGUAUUUUCUCUGAUGAAGAAAGAUCUAUUCAGUGGGAAACGUAGAUAUAUGGUAUAAUCAAGUGUUAAAAAGUUCAAUCAGUGGUCAAAUGUUAGUAUAAUAGUAAUCGAUUCGUUUUAUAAUUUUCGAUUAUUCCGUUUCACAAAUGACGAAAGUGUAGUGUUUAAGAAUGCAGCCUCAUCAUUACUGGAGGUUACCUACUGUAACAGGUGUCAUGAUGACAUUCAAAUAAAAUUUAAUCAGCA
Messenger RNA from Malaya genurostris, 976 nucleotides. Its product is annotated as chromatin complexes subunit BAP18. The transcript has 5 exons. The coding region runs from base 84 to 641 and encodes 185 amino acids. Gene Ontology annotation, cellular component: MLL1 complex; NURF complex. The record is from RefSeq and is a predicted model, not a curated record. NCBI's taxonomy places the organism in Eukaryota, Metazoa, Arthropoda, Insecta, Diptera, Culicidae.